This is a messenger RNA of Paramecium sonneborni, 619 nucleotides long. The record is from the annotation of a GenBank genome assembly. NCBI's taxonomy places the organism in Eukaryota, Ciliophora, Oligohymenophorea, Peniculida, Parameciidae.
AUGAAAUCAACUAUUUCUACGAUCUCAAACAUUUCAAAUCAUUGCAGAGCUAUUUGUAAAUCUGAAUAAUCAAUCAUUCCUUUGAGAGUACCUUAUAAGUAUAAUUGAAUUCUAAAUUUUAAGCGGUGGUUCUCAGUUAAAUUGUCUAUCUAAAAAAUCUUAUCAUUAUGGAAACAUUAUUGAAUCUAUUUUAAUUGAAUAUAAGUAGUUAUGUUAAUGGGUUAUCAAUGAAAUUACUCAAAAAAUAGAUUAAAAUUCAAUUAUUACUAAAAUUAAUACACAAUUAUUCUAAUUUGAAAGAUUACUUUCUAAAAAAUUAGAUAGCUAUAUAUAAGAAAUAUCAGCUCUGAAAAUAAUACAUUCAGAAAAUUAAAUUACGAUAAAUUAAUUAAAUAUUACAAAUAAAGAUCUUAAAGAAAAAUUACAACAAGUUUCAAAUAAUGAAUAAUUAUCACUAAAUACUCCAUUUAAAAAUAAAUUAAAUUACUCUAUCGAAUUAAUAACCAAACAACCAUUAAGAAAUACUAGUUAUUCACUCUAAGAACCAGGUCAUGAUAAAGAAAAUAUGGAUAUUUUUUUAAAAAAGAACGUUUCUUCAAAGGCAAAAUUUAAAAUUUGA